GCAAGAUUUGCAGUUAAACUGAGAAUCUGCUGCUCCCAAAACUUGUGCAGCCAACACCUAGAGAGGCUCAGGGGACAUCACACGGAGAGUGACACCCUUUAGUACGGAAGCUUCAGAACAUCUCAGCUUGUCCUGGUUAGGGGACUUACCUGACUGACACAGGAUCCUAGAAAACCAAUACACUCCUGAAAUUGCACUGCGACUGCAGAUCUGCACAGAGACAAAAUGAGCUCCUUGUUUAAAAAGCGAACCACAGGCAAAUACAGCCCUAACAGUACUGUUCAACCCAAACUUGUUUCCAACAAGGAACUCUCUGAACUGAUAGAGAGACUUCAGAAAAAUGCAGAUGAAGUGGAAAGGAAUAUUGUGGACACAGAUUCCAAGCUCCAGAAGGAUUUGGAGAAUAUCCGUUCCUCCCAACCUGUAAUCCACAAAAAUUACACAUUCCAGAACAUAUCCGAAUCUGACAAAGUGAUUGUGGUCCUGGAGACAGAUGCCCUUCUGGCAAAGCAGUUGAACCAUCCGCAGGGCGCCAUGAUUGAAGAAGACAUUCGGCAGCUAAAGGAGCGACUCAAAGCCCAGAGAGCAAGGCAUGAGCAAAUAUAUAAUCAGAAGGCGCCAUCUGAAGUUCCCAGAGUUAAUUGGAGUAAACUCAUUGAUGAGAAAAUGGAUCUUCUAAACAGCCGGGGGUUUGCAACUGACCUACCCAACUUGGAGAACCAAAUUGUGGAGCACAAUAUCUUCAAUAAUGAAGUUAAGACCAUUGGCGAUCAUAUAAACAAGGACUCUGAUAAGGAGUACAUUACUGGACUGCAGGUGAAAUAUCAGAAACUCUUGUCGGCAUCUCAGAAACGCCAGAGAGACCUCAAUACACUGCAGGACUACAUGCAACGCUGCACCAAUGAACUGUACUGGCUUGAUCAACAGGAAAAAGAACGCAUGGAAUAUGACUGGAGUGACCGUAACAGUGACUACAUCAGCCGCAGGAGGCAGUAUGAGAAUUUCAUCCAAAGAAGCCUUGAAGCAAAAGAACAGGAAAUCAACAAACUUCAAGAAGAAGGAGAUAAACUACUGGCAGCUGGACAUCCAGCUAAGAUCCCUAUAGAGGCUCACAUGGAAGCUGUUCAUGCAGACUGGAAGGAGUAUUUGAAUCUUUUGAUCUGUGAAGAAAGUCAUUUGAAAUACAUGGAGGACUACCACCAGUUCUAUAGAGAUGCCAAGGAUUCUCAAGAAUUGAUGAGGAAAAUUGACAGCGAUCUGGACCACAAAUAUAACCCUGAUUUCAAAGACAAAUAUCAGAUUGAGGCUCAGCUGAGUGAAUUGGAGGAUCAAGAAAAGGCUUUGGAUAAAUAUGAUGAGGUUGUUAGUUCUCUUCAAAAACGCAGUCAGCAGGUAUUGCCCCUUAAAUUUCGCAGAGAGACCCCUCUGAAGCCCACUCCAGUAGAAGCUCUUUGUGAUUUCUUUUCCGAGGAGGGAGAAAUCAGCCGCGGUGCCUCAUAUACUCUGAAAGCCAAUAAAGGGGAAAAAUGGGAGGUAGCAGACAGCAGUGGAAAGAAGCUCGUUGCACCUGGUGUGUGCUUCCAAAUCCCCCCUACGGACCCUGAGGCUAUUGCCCUUGGAGAGAGUGCUGCUAACCAAUACAGAGCUGUAAAGCAGAAGGCAGCAGGAAGUAAAACUGCAUUGGUCCAAAGAUUUGAAGAUCUAAAGAGAGAAUCCAGCAGGGCUCCUCCAAAUGCUCAGGAUGGCCAGACACGUCAGCUUCUUGCUGGACUGGACCGAGUAAUCACUGACCUGGAUAGGCAGGAGAAAGCAAUCAGCUUACAACUAAGACCCCCUCUGGAACAGAACAGAGCGGUGCAGGACAGCUCAGAGAGACUGAAAGAACUCAAGAAUAUCUCUAACCAGGUGAAACGCAUAGAGCCAGAGAAAGCACAACGUAUCCAAGAAUGUGAAGUCUACCUAUCAAAUGCCUCUGGUGUUUCCAGCACACCCAUCUUAAGAAGCAAAAUGGGGGAGACCAACAAGAAGUAUGAUAGGGUCAAUGAGCUGCUGAAUUCAUCCAAUGAAAAGAUCGAAGGAGCAAACCGCCUUGAGAACAGUCUGGAGAAAAGUAGAGAACUGCUGACUACUUAUGAGAGCAAACUGUGCGAGGACGACACUGUGCCAGAAGACCCAAAAGCAGUGGAUAGAAAACAGCAGGAGUUGGCGAAAAUGAUCUCAGAGCUACAAAAUAGCAGAGCACUACUUGCUGAAGCAGAACAAAACCUUUACAACAGCAAACUGAGCUGUAACACUUUAGCCAAUCGCUUCCAAGAGCACUGUCCUGAUAUUGAGCGCCAAGAAGCCGAGGUGUCUAAACUCAAUCAGCGCUAUACUGAGCUGGAUAAGCAAAUUCAGAUCAGAUCUCAGUGUCUGCAAAAAGCCAAGACAGCGUAUACUGGUUACAGCAGUACUUAUGACAGUGUAAAUGGAUGGCUAAAUAAUUUACCUAACUAUGAACCCAAGGAGACAGACAGUGUCAAACAAGUAGAGACCAAGUUAAAAAAUCAGAGGCUCCUGUUGGGUGAGAUUGCAGACCGGGAAAACGACAUGCAGUUAGUAUCUAGUAAUGCUCAAGACUAUCAGCAGGCAGUGAAGGAUUAUGAGCUAGAAAGUGAAAAACUGAGGUCUAUUCUGGAUAUGGAGAACCGAAGAAAUACUUAUAGCAAACGGGCCAGAAUCCAAUCACCUGCAGCCAAAGUGAAGGAAGAGGAAGCAGAUUUGUCGGCAAAAUUCACCGAAGCUUCUGCAGUGAAUAAGCAGAGAAUGCAGACACUGGAAUUUGCUCAAAGUCUACUGCAUCAGCAGCCAGAGGUGGAGGUCCAGAGAGAGACGAUACAGAUGAGCAGAUCUGAAAAACCUGUGGAAGAGAUCUGGAAAAUCAAGAAGAUGUUGGAGGAUGAGGUGCAGCGUAGACAGCAACUGGAAUCUGAGAUCAAGAGCACUGAGAGUGAAAUCAUCUUUCUUCAAAAUCAGAAACCUCAGGAGACUAUAGUGAAAAAGGAGGUAUUGAAAAAGGUACCAGAUCCACAGCUUGAAGAGGAUUAUCACAAAAUACUAGAGAGAGUCUCUGAAGAACAACGCAUGAACAAGUCUUUUCAGGAUGAACUAGAUUCUUUGAGAUUAAAGGUUCGAGUGUUAGAACACGAACAGAAGGAAGGCGGGCAGCAAUAUAUAGUCAAAGAAGUCUUGAGGAUUGAAAAGGACAGGGAGCAGCAGGAAGAGUUCCUGCGUCUCAAGGAAGAGCUUGAGGAACUUAAAAGGCAUAAGAGCACCAAGCAAAGUGAGAUUACAAAUCUAAAGGAAAGAUUACUUAUACUGACUGAAGAAAAGAACAAACCACAGGAAAAGAUCACUGAGAAGGAAGUGGUAAAACUCCAGAAUGACCCUCAGUUAGCCACAGAGUAUAGGCUUCUACAGGAGAAUGUGCAGAGGGAGAAUACACAAAGACAAAAAGAGGAGGAGGAAUUGCUUUUGCUCCAGGAGAAAUUAAAACGUCUGGAAAAAGAAAGAGCUAUGGCUGAAGGUAAGAUCACAGUAAAGGAAGUGUUGAAAGUGGAGAAGGACUUGGCCUCAGAGAGGGAAGUAGCUGAUCUAAGAAGGCAGUAUGAAGAUGAGACUUCCAAGAUACGUAUUAACAUUCGUGAGAAAAAUGAGCUGAUACGUAAAAUAAAUGUUUUAGAAGAAGAGAAUUCCAAAGUUGUGAUCCAGGAGAAAGUAAAGGAGAUUGUUCGACCAGAUCCUAAAGCUGAGAGUGAAUUGGCCAACCUACGGCUUGAGGUGAUUGAGCAGGAGAGAAAAUACAGAUCAUCAGAAGAGCAAAUCAAGGUUAUUCAGAGUGAGCUGGAAUCCUUAAAAAAACGUGGUCCACAAGUUGAAGUGAAGGAGAUAACCAAGGAAGUUAUCAAGCAUAAAACAGACCCAGAACUAUUAGCAGAGUUGGAGAAACUCCGUGGGGAAAUCUUGGAGAAAACCAGGAUAGUAGAGCGGUCACAAAUAGAGAUAACACGACUGAAGCAGGAGAUACAAAGUUGGAUAGACACCAAACCCCAAGUUCAAAUUAAAGAAGUGGUUCAGGAAGUCCUACAAUACCGUGAAGACCCUACAACUAAAAAUGAAGUUGAGAAGCUCAGAUCACAGUUGUCAGAAGAACAGAAGAAACGUCUUACUCUGGAAAAGGAAAUGCAUUCACAAGAAGAGAAGAUCAGGCAAAAAGAAAGGGAACUGUCGCAGGUGAGGGAGAAGGUCGUUCAACAAGAAGUUGUGAAGUUUGAAGAAGAUCCUGUGCUGAAGUCAGAGGUUAACAAUUUGUCCAAGAAUAUACAAAAUGAAUUAAAACAGAAAGACUCCUUGCAAGAAGAACUGCGGAAAUUGCAGUAUAGGAAAUCAGAGCUGGAACGCCAGCUUGAGGAAUUGGAGAGAGAAAGACAGGCUAGACGGGAGGCAGAACUUGAAAUCCAGAGGUUGAGAAUGAGGCUCAGUGAAUUAGAGCAAAGAGAAAUAGAGACCAAAGAAAAAGUAACAUUGAAACAAAAAGUAGUGCUGCAGCAAGAUCCACAACAAGAGAAAGAGCAUAACCUUCUGAAGCUUCAAGUGGAAGAGGAGAAGCACAGGCGGCAGAUGCUUGAAACAGAACUGGCAGCAAUACGCAAAAAGCUUAUAUCAUUAGAGAAGAUGGAACUAAAGGAAAAAGUGGUUUUCACAGAGAAAAUAGAAGUAGAAAAGGAUCCUGAAACAGAACAGGAGAUAGAACGGCUUAAAAUAAGCUUAGAUGAAGAGAGCAGAAGCAAACGAGAGCUGGAUACAGAGGUAGACCGUCUUCAAGCACGACUUUCAGAAUUAGAGUUUAGCAACUCAAAAUCUAACAAAGAGCUUGAAUAUCUGCGGGAAGAGGUUCACAAACUACAAAUGGAAAAGCAGAGUCUGCAGCUGGAAACUCGACACCUGCAGUCUGAGAUCCAGAUUACAAUAAAGGAAGCUGAGGAUCUGAGAAGUCUAACCCAAGUUGACAGUGGGGUAAACCUAGAUUCUCGAUUCCUUUCCCUGCAACAAGAACUAAAUGAAUUAAAGAAGAUCUCCAGAGAUAAAGAUUUAGAGCUUGAACAACUGCAGAAGCGUUUAGACACCAUGGCAAUUAAGAGAGAACAGAGAGAGAACCACCUGCGUCGUUCUAUUGUGGUCAUUGACCCAGACACAGGAAGAGAGAUGUCACCAGAAGAAGCCCGUAAUUUGGGCUUGAUUGAUUGGAGAAUGUUUGUUAACCUACAGAGUCAGGAAUGCGACUGGGAAGAAACAACCAUUAAAGGGCCAAAUGGGGAUUCCUCUGUGAUCAUUGACAAAAAGUCCGGCAAGAAAUUCGAUAUUGAAAGUGCCUUAAAAGGUGGGCGUAUCACAAAACGUCAAUAUGAAAGUUACCUCAACAAGGAGAUGUCCAUCCAGGAAUUUGCUGCAUUAGUAUCUGGAAAGAAAUAGAGACGAAGAAGAAGCUGUGCCAUUUUCCGUUCAGAGAUGAAACAGUAUGGACAUUAAACAGGCAAACAGCUUUCCCUUGGGCUGUUAGCGAUAGCAGAACUGUCUUGCUCUGAUAUAUCUUUCUCAAAAUCUGUCAAAAUGUUGUCCUGAUACAUGUGAUUUCUAGUGCCUUGUCUCUACCAAUCAUUCAUGUGUAAGAAAGUAUUGGGCUUCUUUUUUUUUUAAAUAUCUCAUAAAAAAAAUCAUACACAGGUUUCCAAAAUGCAAAGUGAUGUAUUUAGAAGAGAAAUGUUAACAAAAGUAUUAAAAUAUUCCGCUAUAUUAUUCUUGAUGUAUAAUUAUCAAUUCAACAAUCUAUGAAAACCACUUUUUUUUUUAAUAUGCACAGUAAAUACAAAUGCUGUACAAGCUAAAAAACAACAGAUAUUUAAUUGGUGCAUACUCCAUUGUGCCAUACAUGGAAAUAAUGUUAUAUAUCUUAACCUUGGUUUAUGGCUGAUUUAUGUACAUUUUUAUCUUCUAUACUUUACACAGUUACUGUGAUAACUUACAAAUGUAAGCUCUUUGAUAAAAUGUUACAGUGCCUUUGGCAUAGCUAUAUCUGAAUUUCUGUAUGUCACUCAUUUAUUUCUGGUUGGGAUAAAAGGAUUAUGGAAAAUGUAUUUUAUUUAUAGAAAUGCUAAUAAAGAUGCGGUGGUUUUGAA
Messenger RNA from Bombina bombina (fire-bellied toad), 6215 nucleotides. RefSeq names its product periplakin (gene PPL). Gene Ontology annotation, biological process: intermediate filament cytoskeleton organization; wound healing. NCBI's taxonomy places the organism in Eukaryota, Metazoa, Chordata, Amphibia, Anura, Bombinatoridae. The transcript is spliced from 22 exons. Gene Ontology annotation, molecular function: cadherin binding; structural molecule activity. The record is from RefSeq and is a predicted model, not a curated record. The coding region runs from base 226 to 5511 and encodes 1761 amino acids. Gene Ontology annotation, cellular component: membrane; intermediate filament; cytoskeleton.